AUGACGGAAACAAUGGCAUUGAGUGGAAACUGUAGGACUAACCCUACGUCAAAAGAACAAGGAUCUGUUCAGAAUAGUUUCCCAGAUGUUGUAGAAUUAAAUGUCGGGGGACAAGUGUAUUACACGCGUCAUGCAACGUUAGUAAGCACCCCAAAUUCCUUGCUUGGCAAAAUAUUCUCACCUAAGAAGGAUGCCACUAAUGAUUUGGCGCGGGACCCUAAGGGACGCUAUUUUAUCGACAGAGAUGGAUUUCUAUUUCGAUAUGUGUUGGACUACCUCAGAGACAAACAAGUUGUACUGCCCGACCAUUUUCCAGAGAAGGGGAGGCUUAGGAAAGAGGCGGAGUACUUCCAGUUGCCAGACCUGGUCAAACUAUUGACGCCCGAAGAUUUAAAACACAGCCCAGACGAAUACUUCCACAGUGAUUUUGAAGAUGGUUCUCAAAGCAGCGACCACAAGAUGUGUCCGCCGUCGUCACUCGUUCCGGCAGACAGAAAAAGUGGAUUUAUUACGGUUGGGUACAGGGGCUCUUGUACCAUAGGCAGAGAGAGUCAAACCGACUCUAAAUUCAGAAGGGUCCCGCGGAUUUUGAUUUGUGGGAGGGUUGCGUUAGCCAAGGAAGUUUUUGGGGAGACCUUGAACGAGAGUCGAGAUCCGGACAGGACACCGGAUCGAUAUACUUCCAGGUUUUACCUGAAGUUCAAACACCUUGAGAGAUCAUUUGACAUGCUGUCCGAGUGUGGUUUCCAGAUGGUUGCUUGUAACUCUUCAGUCACAGCGUCAUCCGUGAAUCAACACACAGAAGACAAGAUCUGGUCAAGUUACACUGAAUACAUCUUCUAUCGUGGCACCUCUCGGUGGUCCUCCCCACCCUGUGACUGCUGCUGCAAGAACCACAAGGGUGACGGAGAGGGCGAGAGUGGCACCUCCUUCAACGAGCUCUCCACCUCCAGCUCUGAGAGCCAGUCAGAGGCCAGCUCACCCCAGGGCACCGUCAUCUGUGGGCCAGUCAACCGGCAGUCCCACUCCCAUGUCCAGACCCUGGACCGGCCGCUGAAGAAGGGCCCAGUGCAGAUGCUGCAGCAGUCAGAACAGCGCAGAAAGAGUGAUCUCCUCCGCACACUCACCACUAGCUCCCGAGACACCAGCACCUGUAAGAAGAGGCCAGCUAAGGAGAAGAUGACCAUUGAGGAGGAGCUGGAGAAGUGCAUCCAGGACUUUCGUAAGAUCAAGAUCCCUGAACGCUUCCCGGAGAGGAAGUACAUGUGGCAGGCGGAGCUGCUGAGAAAGUACCGUCUCUGAGACGGAGCCAGGCUAGCUGCUGUAGGAGUCACAAAGACGGAGCCAGGCUAGCUGCUGUAGGAGUCACAAAG
This is a messenger RNA of Oncorhynchus masou masou (cherry salmon), 1373 nucleotides long. RefSeq names its product BTB/POZ domain-containing protein KCTD16-like. The transcript is spliced from 2 exons. Gene Ontology annotation, biological process: protein homooligomerization; regulation of G protein-coupled receptor signaling pathway. The record is from RefSeq and is a predicted model, not a curated record. Gene Ontology annotation, cellular component: signaling receptor complex; presynaptic membrane; postsynaptic membrane. Lineage: Eukaryota; Metazoa; Chordata; Actinopteri; Salmoniformes; Salmonidae. Gene Ontology annotation, molecular function: protein binding. The coding region runs from base 1 to 1302 and encodes 433 amino acids.